This is a messenger RNA of Synchiropus splendidus (mandarinfish), 2492 nucleotides long. RefSeq names its product serine/threonine kinase 38a (gene stk38a). Gene Ontology annotation, molecular function: ATP binding; protein serine/threonine kinase activity. The record is from RefSeq and is a predicted model, not a curated record. Gene Ontology annotation, biological process: peptidyl-serine phosphorylation; intracellular signal transduction. Lineage: Eukaryota; Metazoa; Chordata; Actinopteri; Syngnathiformes; Callionymidae. The transcript has 13 exons. The coding region runs from base 66 to 1535 and encodes 489 amino acids.
CUGGCAGAUGCAGAUCAGUGUAGAAGAAGACGUAUCCGACACCGCACCUUUGACCAAGGCACAGCAUGGCGAUGACUGGCCAGAGCUCCUGUUCCUCGAUGAGUAACCACACCAAGGAGCGGGUCACCAUGGCCAAGAUGACCCUGGAGAACUUCUACAGUAACCUGAUCGCGCAGCACGAAGAGCGUGAGAUGAGGCAACAAAAACUGGAGAAAGUCAUGGAUCAGGAAGGUCUGGCUGAUGAGGAGAAACGUAUCCGACGUUCACAACAUGCGAGGAAAGAAACAGAAUUCCUGCGUCUUAAACGCACUCGGCUGGGAUUGGAGGAUUUUGAGUCGCUGAAGGUGAUUGGUCGAGGCGCAUUUGGAGAGGUGCGCCUGGUCCAGAAGAAAGACACCGGUCACGUCUAUGCAAUGAAGAUCCUUCGCAAGGCUGACAUGCUGGAGAAGGAGCAGGUCGGCCACAUCCGCGCUGAACGGGAUAUCCUGGUGGAGGCGGACAGUCUUUGGGUGGUCAAGAUGUUUUACAGCUUCCAGGACAAGAUGAACCUUUACCUCAUCAUGGAGUUUCUCCCUGGAGGGGACAUGAUGACCCUUCUGAUGAAGAAGGACACUCUGACCGAGGAGGCCACACAGUUCUACAUUGCAGAGACGGUGCUGGCCAUCGACUCCAUCCACCAGCUGGGCUUCAUCCACAGAGACAUCAAACCAGACAACCUACUGCUGGACUCCAGAGGUCACGUGAAGCUGUCUGACUUCGGUCUGUGCACCGGGCUGAAGAGGGCUCACCGAACCGAGUUCUACAAGAACCUGAACCACAGUCUGCCCAGUGACCUCACCUUCCAGAACAUGAACUCCAAGAGGAAAGCAGAAACAUGGAAGAGAAACCGAAGGCAGCUGGCUUUCUCCACCGUCGGGACUCCAGACUACAUUGCUCCCGAGGUCUUCAUGCAGAACGGCUACAACAAGCUGUGCGACUGGUGGAGUCUGGGCGUCAUCAUGUACGAGAUGCUGAUCGGUUACCCUCCCUUCUGCUCUGAGACGCCUCAGGAGACGUACAGGAAGGUGAUGAACUGGCGGGAGACUCUCACCUUCCCUCCAGAGGUGCCCAUAUCAGAGAAGGCCAAAGAUCUCAUCCUCAGGUUCUGCUGUGAGGAGGAGCACCGGAUCGGUGCCGCCGGCGUGGAGGAAAUCAAGUCCAAUCCCUUCUUCGAGGGUGUGGACUACGAUCACAUCAGGGAGCGGCCCGCCGCCAUCCCCAUCGAGAUCAAGAGCAUCGACGACACCUCGCACUUCGAUGAGUUCCCCGAAUCAGACAUCCUCACGCCCUCAGGUGAGCGUCCGCUCCUCCCUGCUGGUGUUUCUGUUGCACGGCAGCUGAUGGGUCGGUGGUGUGCUGCAGCCGCACAGGUGUCCAACCACACGGAGGACCUGAAGAACAAGGACUGGGUCUUCAUCAACUACACCUACAAACGCUUCGAGGGUCUCACCGCCAGAGGGGCCAUCCCGUCCUACAUGAAGUCAGGGAAGAGAUGAAGGCCGCUCCAUCCUGAAGCCCAUCUGAGUGGCCGGGGGUCUCCUCUCCAUCUUCUCUGCUGUAGAGCCGCUGCCUUCAUGUCUGCAGAGCUGCUUUCACUCUGCUGAAGUGGUGACCCACUUCCACUGGCCUUUCACUCUCAUGGGACUUCUCCACAGUGCACACCAGCGCCGUCCCUCCAGGGACCUCCUCUUCUCUCAAGUGCUGCUAGCUGCUUCAGAUGGCACACAACCAAAGAGCGAGUCUGUCUUCAGCUUCUUUUCUCUGCCCAACUUUUUGGAGUGACACUUUGAGAGCGACCUGCACGUGUUUGUUACACGCCACUCGCACCUUAACUGCUGCAUGUGCAGAUUCCAUCUCCAGAAGUCGCGUCGUUCAUAUUUAAUCACAUGUAAAUUAUUCCGAUUCCUCUCUCUUCAAGCUUUACUCAUUUCACUUUCAGCAGGAACGGCGGAGUCAUGGUUAGCUUUAUAUAAGCCAGUGCGAGUUUAGAAAGCGCUUUUUACUCUUGUUUUAAAUGUGGAAUUCUCCUCUUCACAUUCGAUUGCAACUCUUUCCAGGUUUUACAAGAUCCAAAAUGCUGUAGUAGGAAGUGAAUGUACUCGGAUUAUUGUCUGUCGAACUUCAUUCAUCAUAAUUCCAGACGUCACCGUGCAUGAGAGGCUAUUUUAGGGUUCUAACAAUAACUUAAAUUAUUAGAGGUCAGGUUAGACUUCACUUUUCUGGUGGUAGAAUUGUAACAUUUAACCGAAAUUCCAUGGAGCCAGUGGAAAGAAGGAGCAGACAUCCAAAUCGCAAAGACUGUUUUUGUCCCUGGAACAAACCGUCUUCCAUUUUGAAUCAUGAGGUUUUUAUACUGUUGGAUUGAGAGCCUGCUGAGUUCAAGUGUUCGACUCACCAGAGAAACUUUUCUUUGUCUUUCUCGCUAUAUUUUGUUCUGGGAUGAAUUCAAAUAA